This is a messenger RNA of Rhinichthys klamathensis goyatoka, 4779 nucleotides long. RefSeq names its product sodium leak channel, non-selective (gene nalcn). Lineage: Eukaryota; Metazoa; Chordata; Actinopteri; Cypriniformes; Leuciscidae. Gene Ontology annotation, cellular component: membrane. The transcript is spliced from 34 exons. Gene Ontology annotation, molecular function: monoatomic cation channel activity. Gene Ontology annotation, biological process: transmembrane transport; monoatomic ion transport. The coding region runs from base 38 to 4060 and encodes 1340 amino acids. The record is from RefSeq and is a predicted model, not a curated record.
AUGCAUCUGAUCUUUUCUCUCAUCUCUGCAGAAACUGAUGCGAUCUUCAGUUUUCCACAUGUUCAUUCUCAGUAUGGUGGCCGUUGACGUGAUUGUAGCUGCUAGCAAUUACCACAAGGGCGAGGACCAUAAACUCACCAAUGACGAGUUCUACCUGGCUGAGGUCGCCUUCACUGUGCUGUUUGAUUUGGAGGCUCUGCUGAAAAUCUGGUGUUUGGGCUUCAAUGGCUACAUCAGUUCCUCUCUACACAAGUUUGAGUCACUGCUUGUAAUGGGGACCACCCUGCACAUCUAUCCUGAUCUUUACCACUCGCAGUUCACCUACUUCCAGGUUUUGCGAGUGGUCCGUCUAAUAAAGAUCUCCCCAGCACUAGAGGAUUUUGUGUAUAAAAUUUUCGGUCCAGGGAAGAAACUCGGCAGUCUAGUGGUGUUCACUGCCAGUCUGCUCAUAGUGAUGUCUGCCAUCAGCCUGCAGAUGUUCUGCUUUGUAGAGGACUUGGAUCGUUUCACAACAUUUCCACGGGCAUUUAUGUCCAUGUUCCAGAUUCUUACUCAGGAGGGUUGGGUGGAUGUCAUGGACCAAACGCUGGUGGCAGUGGGACAGAUGUGGGCUCCAAUCGUGGCCAUAUACUUCAUUCUCUACCACCUCUUUGCCACACUGAUCCUUCUGAGCCUUUUUGUGGCUGUUAUUUUGGACAAUCUUGAGUUGGAUGAAGACCUGAAAAAGUUAAAACAGCUGAAACAGAGCGAAGCCAAUGCUGAUACGAAAGAGAAACUUCCUCUGCGAUUACGGAUCUUUGAGAAGUUCCCCAAUCGACCACAGAUGGUGAAAAUAUCCAAGCUGCCUUCAGACUUCACUGUGCCCAGAAUCAGGGAGAGCUUCAUGAAGCAGUUCAUCGACCGACAGCAGCAGGACCCCAGCUGUCUGUUCCGUCGCCUUCCCUCAGCGUCGUCCUCAUCCUGCGACCAUUCCAAGAGGUCUGCCAUUGAGGAUAAUAAAUACAUAGAUCAGAAGCUCCGAAAGUCAGUAUUUAGCAUCCGAGCCCGUAACCUCAUAGAAAAGGAAACCACUGUCAAUAAAAUUCUGCGAGCCUGCACCAGACAACGUAUGCUGAGUGGUUCCUUUGAGGGUCAGCCAACUAAAGAGAGAUCUAUACUCAGUGUCCAGCAUCACAUCCGCCAAGAGCGCCGGUCCCUCAGACAUGGCUCUACCAGCCAGAGAAUCAGCAGAGGGAAAUCCCUGGAAACACUCACUCAGGAUCACUCCAGCACGGUCCGUUACCGUAACGCUCAGCGUGAGGACAGUGAAAUCAAGAUGAUACAAGAGAAAAAGGAGCAGGCUGAGAUGAAACGAAAAGUCCAAGAGGAGGAACUUCGGGAAAACCAUCCAUACUUUGACAAGCCACUCUUCAUCGUUGGUAGAGAGCACCGCUUCCGAAACUUUUGCCGAAUGAUCGUGCGGGCCCGUUUCAAUGUGUCUAAAACGGAUCCCAAUACAGGCGCAGUGAACAGCACAAAAUACCAUCAAUUAUAUGAUUUGCUGGGCUUGGUAACCUAUCUGGACUGGGUGAUGAUCGUGGUCACCAUCUGCUCUUGUAUUUCCAUGAUGUUUGAGUCCCCUUUUACUAGGGUCAUGCAUGUCCCUACCCUGCAGAUCGGAGAAUAUGUCUUCGUCAUCUUCAUGAGCAUUGAGCUGAACCUGAAGAUUAUGGCAGAUGGUCUGUUCUUCACUCCCACUGCAGUCAUACGAGACUUCGGUGGCGUCAUGGACAUCUUCAUCUACUUAGUCAGUCUGAUCUUUUUAUGCUGGCUACCAAACAAUGUACCCCCUGAGUCUGGUGCCCAGCUCCUCAUGAUGCUACGCUGCCUACGCCCACUGCGUAUCUUUAAACUGGUGCCGCAAAUGAGGAAAGUGGUUCGAGAAGUCCUCAAGGGUUUCAAAGAGAUCUUCCUGGUCUCUAUUCUUCUUCUGACACUAAUGCUGGUGUUUGCAACCUUCGGGGUGCAACUCUUUGCUGGAAAACUUGCCAAAUGUAAUGAUCCCCAUAUCUCCAGUAAGGAAGACUGCCACGGCAUCUUUAGAAUCAAUGUGAGCAUUUCAAAAAACCUGAAUUUAAAGCUCGGACCAGGGGAGAAAAAACCAGGAUUCUGGGUGCCAAGAGUUUGGGCAAACCCUCGAAACUUCAAUUUCGAUAAUGUGGGCAAUGCCAUGCUGGCUCUGUUUGAGGUGCUGUCACUGAAGGGUUGGGUGGAGGUGAGAGACGUCAUCAUACACAGAGUGGGACCGAUUCAUGGCAUCUAUAUCCACGUCUUUGUGUUCCUGGGCUGUAUGAUUGGGCUCACCCUUUUUGUUGGUGUUGUCAUAGCCAACUUUAAUGAAAAUAAGGGCACUGCUCUUUUGACUGUGGAUCAGAGGAGAUGGGAAGAUUUGAAAAGUCGUCUGAAGAUUGCUCAGCCACUCCACCUCCCCCCUCGCCCAGAAAAUGGUGGAUUCCGUGCAAAAAUGUACGACAUCACCCAGCAUCCUUUUUUCAAGCGAGGUAUCGCAGUGCUGGUGUUAGCACAGUCUGUCCUUCUGUCUGUUAAGUGGGAUGUACUUGACCCGGUUACUUUUCCCUUGGCCACAAUGUCUGUGGUUUUCACUUUCAUUUUUGUUCUGGAGGUGACUAUGAAGCUGAUAGCUAUGUCACCAGCCGGAUACUGGCAGAGCAGGAGAAACAGAUAUGACCUACUCGUCACAUCCCUGGGAGUCAUAUGGAUCAUUUUGCACUUUGCUUUACUGAAUGCUUACACAUACAUGAUGGGCACAUGUGUGAUAGUAUUCAGGUUUUUCACCAUAUGUGGGAAGCAUGUGACGUUAAAGAUGCUUUUGCUAACUGUGGUCGUCAGCAUGUACAAGAGUUUCUUUAUUAUCGUGGGCAUGUUCUUGCUGUUGCUGUGCUACGCUUUCGCUGGCGUCGUCCUUUUCGGCACUGUCAAAUAUGGCGAGAACAUUAACAGGCACGCAAACUUCUCCACCGCGGGGAAAGCCAUCACUGUACUGUUUCGAAUAGUCACAGGUGAAGACUGGAAUAAGAUCAUGCAUGACUGCAUGGUGCAGGCGCCAUUCUGCACCCCGGACAAACAUCGCUACUGGGAGACAGACUGUGGAAACUAUGCUGGCGCCCUCAUUUACUUUUGCUCUUUCUAUGUCAUCAUUGCUUACAUCAUGCUCAACCUGCUCGUAGCUAUCAUUGUGGAGAAUUUUUCUUUGUUCUACUCUACCGAGGAGGACCAGUUGCUAAGCUACAACGACCUGCGUCACUUCCAGAUCAUUUGGAACAUGGUGGAUGACAAGCGGGAGGGAGUGAUUCCAACCUCUCGGGUGAAGUUUCUGCUCCGUCUGCUGAGAGGUCGUCUGGAAGUUGACCUGGACAAAGAUAAGCUUCUCUUCAAACACAUGUGCUACGAGAUGGAGCGUCUGCACAAUGGAGGAGAUGUCACCUUCCAUGAUGUACUGAGCAUGUUGUCAUACCGCUCGGUUGAUAUCCGGAAGAGUCUUCAGCUGGAGGAGCUGUUGGCGCGAGAGCAGCUUGAAUACACUAUAGAGGAGGAGGUGGCCAAACAAACCAUCCGCAUGUGGUUAAAGAAGUGCCUGAAACGCAUACGAGCCAAACAGCAGCAGUCAUGUAGCAUCAUUCUCAGUCUGAGAGAGAGCCAACAGCAGGAUCUCCGCCGCCUGCUCAACCCUCCCAGCAUUGAGACCACCGUCCCCAGUGAGGACACCAACGCACAUAACCAGGACAAUCCCACUCAGCCAGAGCAGAACAGUGGCCUGCAAACCUUACUGAGCCCCACCCUGUCAGACCGCAGCGGCUACCGACAGGACUCCGCCGACCGACCCCAGAGGAAGCUGGGACAGUGGCGACUGCCUGCAGGCCGCACGAGUGUGAAGUCCAUGGUGUGUAAGAUGAACCCUGUGAGUGACGAGGCCUCCUCAGGGUCUGAAGUCAAAAAGUGGUGGACUCGUCAACUGACAGUGGAAAGUGAUGAAAGCGGUGAUGACCUCAUUGAUAUUUAAAGCAAAACCAGAUUUUCCAGAUUUUCCACUUAAGAAAGGAUCAUUCGGCUAAAUCUUUUGUAUUCGCUCCUUAGCGUAAGCCGCGAUCCUUUGUAUUGGCUUCACGUAGGUGUUUCUAUGUCGCUUAAAGCGCCACCUGCACCCGUUCAAGCCACCUUUUGCUCAUUCAAAAACAUUAUCGGUUUAAACCAUGUUAAUGAUCACUCUACUGUGUGGAAAAUUUCCAGUGAGCAUUAUUUUGUCAAUGGGAAAUAUGUAUGAUGAAAGAGCAGCUGAAAUGUGUCCUCAGGAAGUUUAUGUAAUGUAAUAUAAGAGGCUAAUAAUCUAGAUGUAAUGGUUAGGUGCAUCACAUUAAGCAUGUGCAUUUGCCUAACCAAAGCCAUAGCGUUCUCUAUGUUUGUCUUUGUGCCACCAUAAUUCAUCCUCAUUACAUGGGAGUUUGUAAGGUCCACAAUUAUCUUGUGUUGUAAGUCUACGGGCUUACGGAUUACAAAAUGCAAACACUUGCAGACAUUGUUGCAAGACAUUUAAUGUUACCAUAUUAUAUGUGUCUAUGUGACCGUGACUUUUCCAGUUUAAGUAUUAUAAUAAAGAUACAUAUGUAAGUUAUAAGAAUAAUUUAAAUAAUAUAUUGAAAUAAUGUACUUAAUAUAUUUUGUAAAAAUGAGAAUUUCAGCAAGUUAUUGCGUGCUUUUAAAUUUAAAGUCACUGUGAUAUUA